UGAUCCACCCACCUCGGCCUCCCAAAGUGCUGGGAUUACAGGUGUGAGCCACCGCACCUGGCCCAGCUGCUGUUACUCUGAAAUGAGGAGGGGGCAUUGGAGGGCUUUGAGCCGAGAAAUGUCUUGAUGUAAUACAUCAUUUAAGAGGACCACUCUGCCUGCUGACCAGAGUUGUACAAGGGGGAGCUGGAGAUGAAUUUGCAAUAAUCCAGGCAAGAGAAGGGGGUGCUCUCCCUGUGGUCAGGGUAGUGAAAGUGAUCAGAUUCCAAAUCUAUUUUGCAAGUAGGAUGAUAAGCUCUCCUGGCUGUGGAUGUGAGGAAGGGCGCAGUGGAGGCUAACUCCAUGGUGUCUGGCUGGGCAUCUGGAGGCUGGAGUUGUUAUGAAGUAAGAAGGGAAGACUUAGCACAGAGCUGGUUUGGGAGGCUAUGGCAAGGCCAUAGCUCUGUUUGGACACGUUUAGGUUUGAGGUGUCUAUGAGUCAUUAAACCAGUGGAGAUGCUGAGCGGGCAGUUGGAUUCAGAAGUCUGGGGGCUGGGACUGGUGCUAACUAGCACUGUGGUAACAGUUCCACUAUGGCCAGCAGGCACCGCCAAGCAAAGCCCUGAAGCUGUUUGUCCCAACCUUACCAGUGGCAGCGCAGAAGGCAGUCUUGGGGCUAGGAGCCCAGCUGGGAAAAGGUGUCCCUGCCCAGAGUGACUGCUUGGUGCUGGGGCGGGGCAUGGGGGCCGGAGACAGGCAGUAGGCCUGUGGUCAUCAUCGGAACUGCACUGCCCUGGCCUGGCUGUGUGGGAAUCUCACAGGCCUCUGGAGGCUUUUCUCAGACCCCCAGGAGUCAACUCUCCUGCCCUUGGGUUCCUCUGGAAUCAUGGGUGGAAAAAAGAAGGGAGAAAUACAGCUCCCUGAAGCCCUAGGGCAGGACAUGUGACAUGGAAAAAAAUCCAACCUUGGGACAACCUGGUGGGAUGAAAUGCAACCUUGUUAGCUGGUAGUGGUCAUCAUUUGAUGGAAUGACAUCUCUAAAAGGAAGCCCUGGAGGCAUAAUCAGAUUCAGAGUGAAAGGUGAUUACCCCCAGGCCAGGCUGCCAGUGGUAGAGCCCAAGGUCCUAGUGGACCACUUCUCCCCAGCACUGCUUGCUCUAUAUCCCAGCCCUCCUGGGAGAUUCAAGAAGACAGUCUUAUUUCUAGUUCCUGUGAAUGUCAACCUGCCUGGCCAGUGGGCCUGGGCUUUUCCAGGCAGCCCUUCCAAAAGGGGAGAGAAAGGACUCUUGCAGACCUGGGCUAGGCCUCAGGUCACUAAGCCAGCAGAAGGGGUACUUGAGACUAGUUCUGGUGCCUUCCAUCCAUUCUAGUGGGCCCUAAGGGUCCAUGUACUCAAGUGGAGAAGAUGUCCCUAUGGACCUUGGAUCCUGUCCAGGCUCAUAGAGGGCAGGCCUGGCCUCUUCUGGGUAUAGAGGGUGUUCAGAGCACACUUGGGCCUCCUUCCCCUGCAGCGCUCAAGGCUUCUCCCCUGCCAGAGCCCCAGGAGCCUGAGAACUUGGAUCCCCAAGGCAGAGGAAAUGGCCUCCAGCCACAGCCACCCUCCCCCACCCCUGCUGAUGGGACAGCCACAGAGCUGUUUACCAGAACAAAGGCCCGAGCAGCUGCCUUAUCUAGGGAGAGCCUGCUUGUUCCAAGUGGCCCUGGAGGACUUCAGCCCACACACCCUGAGAGAAGAGGAAGGGAGCUCACACUGGCUAUGGGCUGCCCUUGCCAGGAGUUUGGUACAAUCUGGAGGCAGCAGAGACUCAGAGGUUCAGCAACUUACCUAACAACACACAGUGGGGCUGGGGGCAGCGCAGCCCACCUCCAGGGGAUCUUUGGGCAGCGCCUAGAGGAAACAGUCCACCACGAGCGGAAGUAUGGCCCCCGCCUGGCGCCCCUGCUGGUGGAGCAGUGUGUGGACUUCAUCCGGGAGCGCGGGCUCACUGAGGAGGGGCUGUUCCGCAUGCCAGGCCAGGCCAACCUGGUGAGGGACCUGCAGGAUUCCUUCGACUGUGGGGAGAAGCCACUGUUUGACAGCACAACAGACGUGCACACGGUGGCCUCCCUGCUGAAGCUGUACCUGCGGGAGCUCCCCGAGCCCGUGGUCCCCUUCGCCAGGUACGAGGACUUCCUCAGCUGCGCCCAGCUGCUCACCAAGGACGAGGGGGAGGGCACUCUGGAGUUGGCUAAACAAGUGAGCAACCUUCCUCAGGCAAAUUACAACCUGCUCAGAUACAUCUGCAAGUUUCUGGAUGAAGUUCAGGCAUACUCAAAUGUCAACAAGAUGAGUGUCCAGAAUCUGGCAACCGUUUUUGGACCUAACAUUCUGCGGCCACAGGUAGAGGACCCAGUAACCAUCAUGGAAGGCACUUCCCUCGUCCAGCACCUGAUGACCGUCCUCAUCCGCAAACACAGCCAGCUCUUCACGGCACCGGUCCCGGAAGGGCCCACCUCCCCGCGCGGGGGCCUGCAAUGCGCAGUGGGGUGGGGCUCCGAGGAGGUCACCAGGGACAGCCAAGGAGAGCCCGGCGGCCCCGGCCUGCCCGCGCACAGGACCUCUUCCCUGGACGGGGCGGCCGUGGCGGUGCUCUCCAGAACAGCCCCCACGGGGCCGGGGAGCCGGUGCAGCCCUGGGAAGAAGGUGCAGACCCUGCCCAGUUGGAAGUCCUCCUUCCGGCAGCCGAGGUCCCUAUCGGGAAGCCCGAAGGGGGGCGGCUCAUCCCUGGAGGUGCCCAUCAUCUCCUCCGGCGGGAACUGGCUUAUGAACGGGCUGUCCUCCCUGCGCGGACACCGCCGGGCCUCGUCGGGAGACCGGCUCAAGGACUCGGGCUCCGUGCAGAGACUCUCCACCUACGACAAUGUGCCCGCGCCGGGCCUGGUCCCCGGCAUACCCAGCGUGGCCAGUAUGGCGUGGUCCGGGGCCUCGUCCAGCGAGUCGUCGGUGGGGGGCUCACUCAGCAGCUGCACGGCCUGCCGCGCCAGCGACUCGUCUGCCCGCAGUUCCCUGCACACCGACUGGGCCCUGGAGCCCUCCCCGCUCCCCAGCAGCAGCGAGGACCCCAAGUCCCUGGACCUGGACCACAGCAUGGACGAGGCGGGCGCGGGUGCCAGCAACAGCGAGCCCAGCGAGCCGGACAGCCCCACCCGGGAACACGCGCGCCGCUCCGAGGCCUUACAGGGGCUGGUCACUGAGCUCAGGGCCGAGCUGUGCCGCCAGCGGACUGAGUACGAGAGGAGUGUGAAAAGAAUCGAAGAAGGGAGUGCUGACCUGAGAAAACGAAUGUCCCGGUUAGAAGAAGAACUGGACCAGGAAAAGAAAAAAUACAUCAUGCUGGAAAUAAAGCUGCGGAACUCUGAACGGGCGCGGGAGGAUGCGGAGAGGAGGAACCAGCUGUUGCAGAGGGAAAUGGAGGAGUUUUUUUCGACCCUAGGAAGCUUGACUGUUGGGGCAAAAGGUGCCAGGGCCCCAAAGUAAAAGGAAUGGCAGAGCUCACUUCUGUACCACGUCUGCUGGUCUCCAGCCUUGUAUGGAGUUAGAAGCGUCUGUAUCUCUGGAGCAGCCAGGCGCUCUGGAGCCAGCUGGAGAGAGAGAGAUCCUGAUACCUCUGUGGGGACUGUGGGGACUUUUGGGACCCCACACACUCCAGGUGGGAUCAGAUGCUGCUCCAACCAUGCAGUUCCUGGUGAGGGUCAGAAGGGGACGGUACCAAGAGUAGCGCUUAGCCCUUACCCAGGAAAUAUCCUUCAUGGCCACAGAAAUGGAGGGCGCCCAGGAUCCAGGCAGCCACCGGGAACAGUCAGCUUUCUUUAUUAAAUGUGCUCACAAAGCA
Messenger RNA from Homo sapiens (human), 3851 nucleotides. It is a transcript of the gene ARHGAP22, whose product is annotated as Rho GTPase activating protein 22. Gene Ontology annotation, biological process: signal transduction; regulation of small GTPase mediated signal transduction. Bases 1385 to 3496 code for a protein of 703 amino acids. Lineage: Eukaryota; Metazoa; Chordata; Mammalia; Primates; Hominidae. The record is from RefSeq and is a predicted model, not a curated record. Gene Ontology annotation, cellular component: cytoplasm; nucleus; plasma membrane. The transcript has 8 exons.